AUGGCCUCGUCAACUUUCCAGGGUGGCAUCGCCCUCGUCACUGGUGCUGCGUCUGGUAUCGGACGUGAUACCGCCCUGGCCCUAGCCCAGGCUGGCGUGGAAGGCAUUGUCCUGGCAGAUCUGAAACCAGCGGACGUCGUUGUCGAAGAGAGCCAAAAAUUCGCCAGCCACGCAAACCUGCGUGCCGUAUCGGUGCAAACCGACGUGACGGAUGAAGCGAGUGUGAAUAUCAUGGUGCAGACAGCAAUCAAGGAAUUCGGCCGUAUCGAUUACUGCGUGCACUCAGCAGGGAUGGGAAACAUCUCCGGCGCGAUCACCGAGCGGGUCAAAGUUGAUGUCUUCGACCAGACCAUGACGACCAACGCGCGCGCCACGAUGCUCGUCCUGCGCGCCGUCUCGGCUGCCAUGGCAACGCAGGAACCGCGUGAAUAUCAGAGCGCUCGACACGGCGGUACACGCAGUCUGGGCCGUGGAUCUAUCGUCGUGGUGUGUUCCAUCAACGGGUGCAUCGCGGCGCCGGGCAUGAUGCCGUACACGGCGUCCAAGUGGGCGGUGAUUGGGAUCGCCAAGACCGCGGCGGUGGAUAACUUCAAAAACCAUAUCCGUGUGAACAUUGUCUGUCCCUCGUGGACGCAAACUCCCAUGAUGGAAGCCAGUCUGCAGCGCGUGCCGCAUCUGAGUGCCAUGGUCGAGGCUAUCAGUCCGUUGAAACGAGGCGCGCUGACCGAGGAGGUGUCGGAUUCCAUCGUGUUUCUCUGCAGUCCGUCGGCCAGCUAUAUAAAUGGCACGGUGUUGGCGGUCGAUGCGGGGGCGACGCUGACUGUGGCGAGAGGGAGUCUUUGA
Molecule: messenger RNA, 843 nt
Organism: Aspergillus tanneri
Lineage: Eukaryota; Fungi; Ascomycota; Eurotiomycetes; Eurotiales; Aspergillaceae
Product: SDR family NAD(P)-dependent oxidoreductase
Exons: 4
Coding region: 1-843 (280 amino acids)
Molecular function (GO): oxidoreductase activity
Source: RefSeq, a predicted model, not a curated record